CUCUCACACACACACACACACACACACACACACACUUGCACACACUGUAGAGAGCAGAGGGAGCGAACAGGAGGAUAUCAUGUUGCGAUGGCUGCAAAACAGGAGAACAUGGCUGUCCUCCGUUUGAACCCUGUCAAUUGAAGUCUGGAACUUUCCGCUGAAGGAGAGUCUACAUUCGGUGAGGAAUACCUGCAGGAUGAUCAUGGCUCUAGGCUGAGAUAAUCAAGCUUUGUCAGAAAAAGUACCCGGCCCCAAAAUAAGGGGUGCCAUAAGGGGUGUUUUCGGAGCCCACCCCAGAUGGAUCCCCAGCAACACUCCCCAGACAGCAGCAGUGAGGAGUGCACAGUCCUGGAGGUCCCCCCCACUGGGAGAAACGACUGCCCCCAGCAUGCAGGGAAGGUGGCGGAGGUGUACUGCUCGUCCUGUGAGUGUGUGAUGUGUGAGGAGUGUGUGCAGCAGCACGACCAGCAACAUCCGCAGCAGCCACUCCUGCAGAUCCUGCAGCAGCAGCGCAGCAUCCUGCAGGAGGCGCAGGGGGCCGCACACAGCAGACUCCCUGAGAUCUCGGACGCGCUGUCCUUCGUCCGGGAGAUCCUGCAGCAGCUGACCAAUCAGAGAGCUUCCAUCGAGGAGGACAUCCAAUCGAGCUUCGAGGAUCUCCACAAGCAGCUGGACGUCCGGAAGAGCGUCCUGCUGAUGGAGCUGGAGGUCACCUACGGCCUCAAGCAGAAGGUGCUCCAGGCCCAGGUGGAGAGCCUGGUCCGGGGGGAGGGGGACCUCUCGGCCUCCCUCUCCCAGGUGGAGGAGGCUCUGGCUGAGGAGGCGUGUGCCGCCGGGAUGCAGGCGGAGCAGCAGCUGCAGCAGCGGCUCGGGGAUCUGGCCGGCCUCCGCCUGAACUGCCAGCCGCAGGAGAACGACCAGCUGGACCUGAUCCUGGAGACCGACGGGCUCCGGAAGUCCAUCCACAACCUGGGGACCAUCGUCACCACCAGCGCGGUGGCGAGCCAGAGCGAGGCCAUGGGCGCCGGUCUGGAGCAGUGCAUUGUGGGACAUCCCGCCUCUGUUACCAUUGUGACGAGAGACAAGUCAGGGGGAGCGUGCAAGAGCGGCAACGCCAUCCUGUCCGCGGAGGUUUUCACGCCAGACGGCAGCAUCGUGGACGGGGAGAUAUUGGACCACAAGAAUGGGACGUACGAGUUCGUUUACACGGUGCCGAAGGAGGGCGACUUCUCCUUGGCUCUGCGUCUGUACGACCAGCACAUCAAAGGAAGCCCCUUCAAGCUGACCGUCAACAAGUUCCUGGAGACCGAAGUGGAGGUGUCCCCCUCCACCACCACAGCAACCAACUCCGCAGCCUACGCCACCCCCUCCACGGGCUCCUCUGAGGGGGCAAAGCGACGAGGCAAGUCCCCCGGCCAGAAGAAGAAGGGCUCCAAGAGGGCCAGCAGCGCCCUGGGGACCCCGCGACGCAAAACCCAGAACCCCAUCGAGGACGAUCUGAUGUUCAGGAUCGGAACGAAGGGGAGGAAUAAAGGAGAGUUCACCAACCUGCAAGGAGUGGCUGCUUCCUCCAGUGGCCGGAUCCUGAUCGCUGACAGCAACAAUCAGUGUGUCCAGAUUUUCUCCAAUGAGGGGGAUUUUAAGAGUCGCUUUGGUGUUCGGGGGCGCUCUCCAGGCCAGUUGCAGCGUCCCACCGGCGUGGCCGUGCACCCCACCGGUGAUAUCAUCAUCGCCGACUACGACAACAAGUGGGUCAGCAUCUUCUCCAGCGAGGGAAAGUACAAGACGAAGCUUGGCUCCGGUAGACUGAUGGGGCCAAAGGGCGUGUCCGUGGACCAGGAAGGUCAUGUGAUCGUGGUUGACAACAAGGCGUGCACCGUCUUCAUCUUCCAGCUGACUGGCAAGCUCGUCUCCAAGUUUGGAAGUCGAGGAAACGGUGACAAGCAAUUUGCAGGUCCACACUUUGCGGCAGUCAACAAGAACAACGAGAUCAUCGUGACUGACUUCCAUAACCACUCUGUCAAGGUUUUCACUCCGGAGGGCGAGCUGGUGAUGAAAUUUGGCUCUAAUGGCGAGGGAAACGGCCAGUUCAACGCUCCCACUGGUGUAGCUGUGGACGUCAAUGGGAACAUCAUCGUAGCCGACUGGGGAAACAGCAGAAUACAGGUGUUUGACGGUAGCGGGUCCUUUCUAUCCUACAUCAACACGUCCGCGGACCCUCUGUACGGACCCCAGGGUCUGGCUUUGACCUCAGACGGACACGUGGUCGUAGCUGACUCUGGAAACCACUGCUUCAAAGUCUACCGCUACCUGCAAUGAUGGAGGAUUGGAGGAAAGGCGGUUGGAGGGAGUGGUUGUUGGGAGUGAAGGGAUAUGGUGCACGUUGUCAAAUUUCUAGGAAUAAUUGCAUGAACCUCUACCAUCACACUGGAAGAAGGGAUGGGUAUAUGAAAAAGGAGGAAGCAAAGAAGAAGGAUUAGCCAUCAUUACAUCAAAAGACCACAUCGAAACUAUGAUCCAGUUCUGUCCUCUUUAAAGAUUUCCAUCAUCAGCUAUCGUGUGAACCAGUGAAUCGCAGAUAACGGUGGGACAGCAACCGGUCUUUGAACUACAUAUUCUUAAAGUUUAAAGAGCUAUGAAGACAGAGGAGGGAAUGAAAAGAUGGUGGAUUCAAGGGUUUGCUGCCCUCGUGAAAAAUCGGGAAAUAUCGCAGAUUUGACGCAAGUAAAAACAGUUAUGCAACAACUGAUUCAUGAUGUCACUCUCUAUAAGUCCCACUUACUCCCAGUGUGGCAUUAAUAGAAAAGGAAAAGGGAGGAACAACAAAGAAAGGUUGCAAGAGGAGGUGAAAAAGGUAUUGGGAACCACUGCUUCCUAAACCCAAAGCGGAGAAGAGGAUCAAAGAAAGGUGUGUGUAUAAAUGAAGGCUUCUGUUUGGGAAGGAACUGAUCAGAAAAAUGAAAGGGUUUCUAAUGUUCUGCCCCGUGGCGUGGUGUGUGACAUCAACUCUAACAUGUGGAAGCUAACAUUAACUACCCACUUUUGGAGCUUGUCAGGACGCCCUCGAGCAAAGCACUUCCAGCAGAAGAAGACUUCAGUGAACGUUGAAAUCUGUAAAUAUGCAACAAGAACUCCUUAAGAAGGGAAGACGGUGAUGUUGAAUAUUGUUGGACUAAGACACUCGGCCACUUUCAGCCUGUGGUCCGUUGUUUGUGCAUUAGGAUUGUCUGAAUACGGAAUGUUUAAAUUGAGUUUCUUGUCAUAUGCUCGUAUUCUUUAGGCAAUAGAUUCAUCGUUAGAAAUGAUUGCUUGACUGUGAUGCUGAUUGUCUGUAUGACUGCUCCGAUUGGUUGAUUGACACGAUAGAUUGACACGGGCACCAUUGUCUAGUCUGUGCUUGGUUUGAUUGUUUUUUUUUCAUGAGGAAUCUGUUGCAAAGGAGAAAAAAGAAGGUCUAUAAAUCUAUCCUAUAUAUUUGUGAGAACACCUUUAAAUAAUAUUGUGUAAAAUGCUCAAAUCAACCGAUAUACACACGCUCUCAUUUCUGCUUGCCGUCUCAGUAGCGAAAAACAAGAAGAAGGAACGGGUUUCCUGAAAGUCCCCAUUCAUUCGUUAACAUCGCCCAGGCUUCUAGAAUGUUCGGAGAAUUCCGAGAGAAGUGUCCACGCGUUCUUUCAUCUUUCUGAAAACGAGGCCACGGUGUCCGAUCAGCAUGCCUCUGUAUUUUGUGAUCGUCUUCAUCAAACUGACGGUUUAUUAAACUGUAGGAAAUGCAGUUUAGCAAACAUUCAUUAGCUCCUGAGUUUACAGUUAAGGACACGACACCGAUGUUAUGUCGUGAAGUGCUUUUCAACAGAAGGAAUAAACAAAGCAUUUACAAUGAUUAUUCGACAGGCAACGAAAGCAUUGAAGUUACUCACACGAGCGUUCAGUGACAGCUUUGGCUAACAGAGGCUAGCGCGAGAAAUUCCCGUGUGAUC
Messenger RNA from Eleginops maclovinus (Patagonian blennie), 3980 nucleotides. RefSeq names its product tripartite motif containing 2b (gene trim2b). The transcript is spliced from 14 exons. Lineage: Eukaryota; Metazoa; Chordata; Actinopteri; Perciformes; Eleginopidae. Gene Ontology annotation, biological process: protein polyubiquitination; negative regulation of translation; proteasome-mediated ubiquitin-dependent protein catabolic process. The record is from RefSeq and is a predicted model, not a curated record. Gene Ontology annotation, molecular function: ubiquitin protein ligase activity; protein binding; translation repressor activity. The coding region runs from base 298 to 2319 and encodes 673 amino acids.